Molecule: messenger RNA, 449 nt
Organism: Ceratina calcarata
Lineage: Eukaryota; Metazoa; Arthropoda; Insecta; Hymenoptera; Apidae
Product: ATP-binding cassette sub-family B member 8, mitochondrial-like
Exons: 2
Coding region: 12-446 (144 amino acids)
Biological process (GO): oligopeptide export from mitochondrion
Cellular component (GO): mitochondrial inner membrane
Molecular function (GO): ABC-type oligopeptide transporter activity; ATP hydrolysis activity; ATP binding
Source: RefSeq, a predicted model, not a curated record
AGUAUCUGGAGAUGCCACCGUCACCCAUGAUGGUCAGUGGAGAAAUUAUUACAGACCAAUCCCUCGCGGGAAAUAUCACUUUCAAUCAAGUAAAAUUCAGCUACCCAACCAGACCCGACCACAUUAUUUUAAAACACUUUAACUUACACAUUCCUGCUGGAAAGACAGUAGCUAUCGUCGGUGCGAGUGGUAAUGGAAAAUCGACGAUAGGUGCUUUAUUAGAAAGAUUUUACGACGUCGACGAUGGUUCGAUUGCGAUCGAUGGCAAGGAUUUACGAUCUCUGAAUGCCAGCUACUUGCGCGGUAACGUCCUGGGAUACAUAGAUCAAGAGCCUAUUUUAUUCGCUACUAGUAUUAUGGAGAACAUACGCUAUGGGAAACCAGAUGCCACGGACGAAGACGUGGGUACUAUAUUAACACUAGAUUGCCCAAGGAAGUCAUUUUGACUG